Molecule: messenger RNA, 713 nt
Organism: Spea bombifrons (plains spadefoot toad)
Lineage: Eukaryota; Metazoa; Chordata; Amphibia; Anura; Pelobatidae
Product: histone H2A-like
Exons: 1
Coding region: 44-475 (143 amino acids)
Cellular component (GO): nucleosome
Molecular function (GO): structural constituent of chromatin; DNA binding; protein heterodimerization activity
Source: RefSeq, a predicted model, not a curated record
UUGGAAGAUCACUGUACGUGCUGCAGAUACAAGGAUUGCGAGAAUGUCCGGCAGAGGAAAGACCGGUGGCAAAACACGGGCUAAGGCCAAGACUCGUUCAUCCAGAGCAGGCCUUCAGUUUCCUGUAGGCCGUGUCCACAGACUGCUCCGGAAAGGAAAUUACGCUGAGCGCGUUGGAGCCGGCGCUCCUGUUUACCUGGCUGCGGUGCUGGAAUACUUGACGGCGGAGAUCUUGGAGUUGGCGGGUAACGCGGCAAGGGAUAACAAGAAAACGCGCAUCAUACCUCGCCAUCUUCAGCUGGCUGUCCGUAACGAUGAAGAGUUGAACAAGCUGCUUGGCGGUGUCACCAUUGCCCAAGGAGGCGUGUUACCCAAUAUCCAGGCAGUGUUGCUGCCAAAGAAGACGUCCGGCACCGCCACGGCUCCCGUUAAAUCCUCGGGAAAGAAAGCGUCUCAGCAGUCCCAAGAGUAUUAGUUGCCGCCGCCUCUAAUGCAUGAAACCAAAGGCCCUUUCCAGGGCCGCCCACAACCGUAAAAAGAGCUAAUGGUUACUAACCGAGCACGUUUCUUGCGCCCCCGAAUACAUGAUAAAGGCGCUUUAUGUGCAAUUGGGGUGGGUAGCUUAUACAGCUGUAGGUGCCUGUAGAAAGGCGAUAGCUGCGGAAACGCUUUGUUUGAGAAAUGAACCCCGCUCCCCCCCGCCCGCAUGUGGC